This is a messenger RNA of Plasmodium coatneyi, 3357 nucleotides long. RefSeq lists its product as uncharacterized. Lineage: Eukaryota; Apicomplexa; Aconoidasida; Haemosporida; Plasmodiidae. The transcript has a single exon. The record is from RefSeq and is a predicted model, not a curated record. The coding region runs from base 1 to 3357 and encodes 1118 amino acids.
AUGUGGAUAGAGAAGGAUAUCGGGGGAAGAUGCGCGAGGGGGGGAGCACUCAGCCAGCAAGUGAACGACGGCAUUGAAACGUUAAAGCGGAAUAACAAUUUCCUGUUUAGCGCCAUUGGCGGGAAUCUUCCUUCUGAGGCGAAAAAGAGGCGCUGCGAGGAACGACUGCGUAGACCGAACCGCUCGACGAAAUCGGGUGGAUCGGCAAUGUUGACUGCGUCCACCAGGUGUUGGACGACCGCAAAGAAGGAUGAGCAGUCGUCGGGCAAGUCCAAAGGAGGGAAAGCCCACCCGUGCAGAAAAGGAGAAAAGGGGGAAGAAUUACCCAGAGGAGGUGACCCCCCCAGGGGAGAUAACUGCAGAGACAAAACAAACGCUGCUACAUGCCGGAAUGACGAUGGAGGAAACGCUAGAAAUAAAACUUGGCGCAAAUUGAGUAGCGCCCAUUCGGCGAAGGAACCCCAAGUGACCUCCUCACACGGGAGACCCAACCAACCGAUGGAUAAGUGCCCCACGAGUGGAUCCGAAUGGAAAAGCAGAAAUGUUUGCGAUUUUGACGGGACUCACUACAAAAGCACGCAGUACUUAAACAACAGUGCUGUCUACAAUGAUAGCAUCGUGAAUAAUGAGACGGUCGUAUGCCAAGAAUGGCCAGAGUUGAGCAACCCAGGGGAUUCUGCGGCGGCCUCGACCACGGAGAGGAAAGGGAACAAGGGGUGCCAACUGGACAACACAGAUGCACACCAAAUGGAUAAAAUGGACGCGCACCAAGUGGACAUCCCCGAGGAGGGGAUGGAUGACCCCCCGCUAAUGGCCCCCCUGUUAAAGAAGCAAAACCUCCUAACGAGCAUACAAGACGUUAUCCAAAAGGACAUUCCCACGUUGAUAAAAAACACAGUAAACAACCACCUGGCCGAAAACAUAAACUACCAAGUGCAGGAAGCAAUAAAAAAAAAACUGUCCAACUUUCUUGAUCAUAACGGAACCGACAUUUCAGAGAAGAAGGCACAAAACGUUACUACACAAGCUAUGCAAGACCAACUGAGCGACCUAGUCAGCGCCGAAAUGAGAAAGAAUGCAAACCAUAUCUACGCCACGGUAGGGAAGCGAAUUCAACAAAAUGUGAAUGAAGAAAUAGAGAGGAACACACACUUGAUGAAUAAGCAGAUAGAAAAAAACGUAACCGACCAGAUUGAAACAAACCUUGAAAGAGUAUACAACCAGGUUGAUCUAAAGGUAGGAAAAAAAGUCAGUAAUGAGCUAGCCAAAAAUAUGAAUAGCGUUCAGAGUAAUCUGCUCCAAAAUGUAAACAACGAACUGAAGAGAAAGGUAGAACUAAUUGGAGCAAAUGUAGACAGUCAGGUAAGAGUGCUCAUCUCAAGUGAGCUCAAAAGAAACCUAGACUUCCUACACGAUCGCAUUAACGAUAAUAUGAAUAAAGGGUUAAAAAAAUGUCUUUCCAUUUUAAGCAGAAAUUUUGACGACAACUUGCAUGAGCAGAUGGACAGAUGUGUCCAGAUUUUUCUGAACAAAGUUUGUGAGUGCCUAAGUGAGGAAAUUAAAAACAAGGUUAACGUGAUGGAGAAAAAUAUGCUCACCACCUGGGACGAUCACGUUUUGGAAAAGGUCACAAGUAGAACGGAGGAAGCGAUAAACAGAGUUCAGGAGACAAUAACAAUAAUGGAUAGCACCACGAACCGAACGGAAGAAGCUGUUGGAUUAACUAAACACAUCGCGGAGGGCAUCACCUCCGAGGUGAGAAGCUGCUUCGAUCAGUUAGGUACAUCCGUGAAGGAAGGCAUUUCUGGGGAUCUGAAAAGUGGCCUCCAAGACCUCAGUAAGGAGAACGAAGUGGCGUCUGUAAAGAUGGCCCAAGUUAUAUGUGCCAAGGUGGAGACCGCGACAAGCUCCGAGUUGGCACGACAAAUGGGUUCUCUACUCGGUGGUCUUCGCAACGAAGUGAGGGACAAUCUGGGCAGCAUGGAGGUCGCUCUGAAGGGGAAUCUGAAGGGAAGUCUCGAGGGAACCUUCAUGCGAAGCGUAGAGACAAUGUUGAAGGGAAGUAUAGAAGGUUCCCUCAGUCGAAGCGUAGAGACGAUCCUGCGGGAAGAAGUCAGCAAAACCGCCCAAAUGCUGCACACCGAUGUGUUGGUAGAAGAGUCCAAAAGGAACGACUCAAAAUUAGAGGCAGUCCUGAAAAACGCGAACAAGAAUUUCGACGCCCUGAUCAAAGCGCAGAGAUCCCUAUCGACCAACCUGAGCAAAGAAAUGAAAGUCGUAAAGGAUGUAAAGGCCAACAUGGUUGACGUGAAAACAUUUUUUAAAACGUGCUUAACCUGUCUUCAAGAGAAAUUGUCUGACGAGAUGGAGAAAAAUACCAACACAGUGAUAAAAACGAGUGAGUCUGUCCUUAGCAGGUUGGACAGUUCGUUUUCCGGAAUGGAUAUAAUGCUCACUUCACUUUGCGAGAAAUUGGUUGAGCGGGUUGGGGAAACCAACGAGAAGUAUGCUCAUCGCAUUGCAGAAGAGGUUGGUACGGUGGCGAAUAUUCAACAGAGUUUUAUAAAAGACCAGAACACCGCAACGGAGGAACGUCUCGAAAAGCUAACCCACGAUCUACUCCAUAUGAGCGAAGCAACCGCACAAAGGACACACGAACGGUUGAGCAUCACCAACAACGAUGUACUAAGUACCUUUAUCGACACUUUACAGAAGGAAAAGGUUCACAUGAUUAUGCACGCAGAAGAAAUUAUGGCCUGUUUGAAGAAGAGCAUAGAAGAACACUCCAGAAACAUGCUGGACAAUUUGAGGGGGUUGCUUAAUGAGAAGGACGAACACAUGGUGGAGGGAUUAAAACGGGUCAGCAGCGAAUUUGACGUUAAACUGGGAGAACAAGCCAAACAGUUUUUAAAUCACCUCGACCGGAAGAUAAACGAUGCCAUUAUUGGGGGGAGAGUACAGUGUGAGGGGGGUACACAUAAGCAUAAGCAUAAGAACGCCCACCAGGUGCACAGAAUCCCCUUAGCGACAAACCAGGUUAAACCAUUUCGUGUCGACAACAAGAAGAGGUACCUAAUUGGUAGAGACAUUAUUGGAAAUCCUCUGGGCAGCACCGAUGGGGGAAAGCACAGACAAAGGAAGUGUAGAAUGAAGCGUGGACUGGAGCAGAAGCAGUACCAUGGAAGGCAACGCGAUGCAACGCACCGGGAGAUGAACCAACCCAACAAAUGCAUCAGGAAAAGUGUAAAUAAGAGGAAGCCAAUUUACGUGGUCAAUUACUUAAGGAGCAAAAACAACGAUCUCGUUGAGGUCGUUCAGCAUCUGCAAGAAAAGACGAAAAAGAUAAGAACCCUGUGA